Anopheles marshallii is the source of this 2397-nucleotide messenger RNA. It is a transcript of the gene Gp93, whose product is annotated as endoplasmin. Gene Ontology annotation, molecular function: ATP-dependent protein folding chaperone; ATP hydrolysis activity; ATP binding. Lineage: Eukaryota; Metazoa; Arthropoda; Insecta; Diptera; Culicidae. Gene Ontology annotation, biological process: protein folding. The transcript has 2 exons. The record is from RefSeq and is a predicted model, not a curated record. The coding region runs from base 1 to 2397 and encodes 798 amino acids.
AUGAAGUACUUGCUACUUCUAGUACUGGGUGUUUUCCUGGUUUCAGGAAUUCACCACGUACGUGCGGAAGCCGAUGACGAUGACGACACACUGCCACGGGUGGACAAUAAUCUCGGUGCCUCGAAGGAAGGCUCACGAACCGAUGCGGAGGCGGUCAAGCGUGAAGAGGAGGCUAUCAAACUGGACGGGCUCAACGUGGCCCAGAUGAAGGAACUGCGGGAAAAGUCGGAAAAGUUUACCUUCCAGGCGGAGGUGAACCGGAUGAUGAAGCUGAUCAUUAACUCGCUGUACCGCAAUAAGGAAAUUUUCCUGCGCGAGUUGAUCUCGAACGCAUCGGAUGCACUGGACAAGAUCCGUCUGCUCUCGCUAACCGAUCCGUCCGUGCUGGACACUAAUCGCAAUCUGGAGGUAAAAAUCAAGGCGGACAAGGAAGGCAAGGUGCUGCACAUCAUCGAUACCGGUAUCGGUAUGACGAAGCAGGAUCUGGUGAACAAUUUGGGUACGAUCGCGAAGUCUGGUACUGCCGAUUUCCUAUCAAAGAUGCAGGAGAAGGACAAGGCCGACGGGCAGGAUGUAAACGAUAUGAUCGGUCAGUUCGGUGUGGGUUUCUACUCGGCGUUCCUCGUGGCCGACCGGGUCGUCGUGACGACGAAGCACAACGACGACAAACAGUACAUCUGGGAGUCGGAUGCGGCCAGCUUCAGCAUUGUGGAAGAUCCGCGCGGUAACACCCUGGAGCGUGGUUCCCAGGUCUCGUUGCAUCUGAAGGAGGAAGCUCUCGACUUCCUGGAGGACGAUACGGUCAAGCAGCUGAUCAAGAAGUACUCGCAGUUCAUCAACUUCCCGAUCUACAUGUGGACGAGCAAGGAGGUGGAGGAGGAGGUAGCCGUCGAGGAGGAAGCCAGCGAAAAGCCAGCUGACACGAAGGAAGACAGCACGGACGAGGAGGAGGACGUGAAGGUCGAGGAGGAAGAGACGACCGACAGUGACAAACCGAAGACGAAGAAGGUGAAGAAAACGGUCUGGAACUGGGAGAUCAUGAACGACAGCAAACCCAUCUGGACGCGCAAGGUGAGCGAAGUGACGGAUGACGAGUACACCGAGUUCUACAAGAGCCUCACUAAGGACACGUCGGAACCGCUCACACAAACGCACUUCAUCGCGGAAGGAGAGGUCACGUUCAAGUCGCUACUGUUCGUCCCGAAGGUGCAACCGUCGGAAAGCUUCAACAAGUACGGCACGAAGGCGGACAACAUCAAGCUGUACGUGCGUCGGGUGUUCAUUACGGACGAGUUUAACGACAUGAUGCCGAACUAUCUGAACUUUAUCCGUGGUGUAGUCGAUUCGGACGAUCUACCACUGAAUGUGUCGCGUGAAACGCUCCAGCAGCACAAACUGAUCAAGGUGAUCAAGAAGAAGCUCGUCCGCAAGGCGCUCGACAUGAUCAAGAAGAUCGACAAGGAGCAGUACGACAAGUUCUGGAAGGAGUACUCCACCAACAUUAAGCUGGGCAUCAUGGAGGAUCCGAGCAAUCGGUCCCGGUUGGCCAAGCUGCUCCGGUUCCAGUCGUCCUCGACGAAGAACAAGGAGUUCACUAGCCUGUCGGACUAUGUGGGCCGCAUGAAGCCCAAACAGGACAACAUCUACUUCAUUGCCGGUCCGAGCCGUGCCGAGAUUGAAAAGUCCCCGUUCGUUGAGCGUUUGCUAUCGCGCGGAUACGAAGUGCUCUUCCUGGUGGAGGCCGUCGAUGAGUACAGUAUUUCGGCGCUUCCCGAGUUUGACGGCAAGCGGUUCCAGAACGUCGCCAAGGAGGGUUUCACGCUGAACGAAUCGGAAGAAUCGAAGGCACGGUUCGAAGAGUUGAAGACAGAGUACGAGCCAUUGCUGAAGUGGUUGAACGAUGUCGCGCUGAAGGACAAGAUUGCCAAAGCCCAGCUGUCCGAACGACUCGCCAACUCACCAUGCGCACUGGUCGCAUCGAUGUUUGGCUGGACCGGCAACAUGGAACGAUUAGCACUGGCCAAUGCGCACCAGAAAACGGACGACGCUCAGCGGCACUACUACCUGAAUCAGAAGAAAACGCUCGAAAUCAAUCCGCGUCAUCCGCUGAUGCGUGAACUGUUGCGCCGCGUCGAAGUGGACACGGACGAUCUCGUCGCGAAGGAUAUGGCAGUGCUGAUGUUCAACACGGCCACACUACGAUCGGGCUUCCAGCUGCCGGAAACGGCCGACUUUGCCGACAGCAUCGAGCGCAUGAUGCGCCAAACGUUGGGUGUAUCGCUGGACGAACAACCCGAGCAGGAAGUGUUCGUGGACGAACCGGCCGGGGACGAUGCGGCCGGUGCGGAUGAAGAAGAAGAGUCCAUCGAUGCCGAUGGCGAACAUGACGAGCUGUAA